AUGGUUAAGGCUAUUCUUUCUUCCGGUGGAGUGGCAUCCCUCUGCGAGUCUAUCACAAGCCCUCCAAUGAUUACUUGCAAAAUUGAUGGUGUGAGUAAAUUCUCAAAUAUAGAGUUCACCACAGAGGGAAUCCGUGUAUGGAGAGCAUACGGCGUGGAACCUGGGAAACUGAUAUCUGCUCCGAAGACUGAGAUCCCAUCACUAGAUACUCUGCUGUCAAUGAUAGUACUCCAGGAGCACCCAGGCUCUUUCUCCCCCAUCGUGAAAGGGCGGACUACCACAACACAUCCAAGUGAAACCCAUGCUACAAGAGACCUGACGGAAACCGACGGAGAGCCUGCAACAGGAGACGAGGCACUGUUUACAAGCCCAGAAGCAGGAUGCACUAAGACAUUCCUGAGGCACUCCUCCAUGAUGCAACACUUGGACUGUGGCAAACACCAACGUGCUCUAGAGCAUGAGACGCUUUUUGACAAAGCUGCAUUAGAGUGUGCAGAGCACCUGGAGGGACAGCCAACGCUGGUACCUGUAGUCGGAACAGUUAGCUCGCCCGCCAGGGAUACAAACAGACAAGUAAUGGGUUGGGCACUUACGUCAGGUGAGUCACGAAGAACCAGGUUCACCCAAAGCCAGAAGCCCUUUCUGACUGCAAAAUUUAGAAUUGGAGAGGAGACCGGAAGUAAGGCAAAUUCGGCAGCAGUUGCACGAUCAGUGACGUGUGCCAAGGAUUCGAGUGGCAUCGUGUUGUUUAAGAGUAACGAAUUCCUGACCGCAAACCGAAUAGCAGGUUUUUAUUCACGUCUUGCCUCGAAGAAAACCCUUGUGGAUGGCGAGCAGCAAGGCGAUAUCGAAGUUGCCACACUUGAGUCCGGUUUGGACAAGAUUGUCAGUGAGGCUGUCCGUGGGCUAACACCUAAACACCCAAUUGUUUACGAUGCCUACAUUUGUGUGAGCUGGCGUCUCAGAAGAAGCUGA
Messenger RNA from Stylophora pistillata, 975 nucleotides. RefSeq lists its product as uncharacterized. The record is from RefSeq and is a predicted model, not a curated record. NCBI's taxonomy places the organism in Eukaryota, Metazoa, Cnidaria, Anthozoa, Scleractinia, Pocilloporidae.